GACGAGGAGGGAAGCAGAAGAAAUUGUGCUAUCAGUCAAAAUGUCAGAAGGGAGCGCGCUGCAGAUAAUGAGCCGCGCCGCUGAAGGAAGCGUAGCACAUGCGAUGGGAGGACAGUCUUAUCGCCCAAGAAACCGGCCACGGAUUAUUUCGUACAACCACUGCGGAGCGAAAGGGCACGAACCAGGGGAUCGCCGGUUCCGUUCGGCAACAUUCUUGAAGUGCCAACAGCGGGGUCAUAUCGUCCGAGCCUAUUUCCGUCGGGAGAGAGAGUUCAUUCUAGGGCCACCAAGGCUGUCGUGUCAGGUAAAAACCCUAUCGUCUCAGGAGGAGGGCACAUCUGUGGGCACGGACGGUAUAUUCGCGUUGGAAGCAGCGGAGUCAUGUCAGCCACGCCGGUAUCACGCAACCCAUUGUACGCACAUUGAACUGUGGGGGCAUUCCAGUGGACAUGCAGGUCGAUACAGGGUCACUGGUGUCGGUCGUCACGUGGCCCACCUAUGAGCAAGACAAAACAGUGUGGCCCAAGCUGCGUGGUUCGCCAUUGAAACUGACUUGCUUCCUGGGAGAGCUUCCCGUUCGUGGACAACUCAAGCUCAAGGUUUCGUGAGGAAAUCGGUCGACGGACGGAUCCCUGACAGUCCUCGGUUGCUCGGGCGCCAACUUGUGCAGACGUGACCUGACCCAGGCGUUCAACAUGCUCGAGGCGUCAGUAAUGAACGUGAACACGACAGGUGAACGUGACUGUCAUGUACGAGCCAUACUGCGAGGACAGUUCGUGGUUCAUCACCGAGCAGCUGUUGCCCGUGUACGGGCUCCUGCGCGAGCACCUGGUCGUCGAGAUGGUGCCGUUCGGACGCACGCUCAUGAAGGAGCCGCAGUGGGUCGACACCAGCGUGUCCUUCACCUGCCGCCACGGGCAGGCCGAGUGCCGCGCGAGCAUGAUUCACGCGUGCGCCAUCGCCCUGUACCCGGACACGGACAUGCACUUGCCGUUCAUCGCGUGCACGCUCAAGGAGGGGAAGCCCGAGAAGAACGUGCGAAAGUGCAGCACCCAGCACAGACUUGAGGGCAGCAAGAUCUCCGACUGCGUCGAGUCGCCGCUGGGCACGAUUCUCCUGCAGAAGAUGGGCUGGCGCACGACGAAGGUGCGGCCGCCGAUUGACAGCGUGCCCAGUGUCCUCAUUGACGGCGACUUGAACAGGCGCUACCAGAAGAAGCUGCAGAAGAGGUUCAAGGAGGCCGUCUGCGAGUACUUCAAGCCGCCCGUGCCGGAGCCGUGCGUGGUCAAGGGGUGGUUCAGCCGCUGAACACUGGUUUGCGACGACCCUCUUCGCACUCGAACCCACCCCGCCGCCGAAAUUAGCUCUCCUCCCAUGUUCAGAAGUGAAAUCGCAUAACGGCGCAGUACAGAACAUGCGGAGCCUCUCAUCUUUUGGUUUAGGUUCUAAAACAUUGUACUAUUUCGAAGCGGUUCCCAAAAAGCCACAGAUGGUAGAUCCCUCCUCUACCUUGUUAGCCCUGGUGCAACGACUGCGGUAAGAUAUACAACUGUCCCUCAUAAAUUGAUAGAUCGUAUUUAGAAAACACGAUUCGACACUCCUACCUCCUCUGGGCCGGGAGAAUCAAGACUAGGGGACCAUAUAGCGGUGAAGGCCAAAGCGAAGGGACCGAAAUCCCCCCACGUAACUAUUUAUAGGCGACGCGAGGAAAAUAAAAUUCUCGCAUCUGCCCGGUGGUUA
This is a messenger RNA of Dermacentor albipictus, 1740 nucleotides long. RefSeq names its product GILT-like protein 1. The record is from RefSeq and is a predicted model, not a curated record. Lineage: Eukaryota; Metazoa; Arthropoda; Arachnida; Ixodida; Ixodidae. Gene Ontology annotation, molecular function: oxidoreductase activity, acting on a sulfur group of donors, disulfide as acceptor.